AUGGAUCCGACACCUAUGCGUACAAAAUAUGGCAUCGGUGCCUGCGCCAUGGACCUCUCAGAAGAACUCGCGACGCAUCCUGUUAUCACUUUCUCUGUCAACAUGGCUCGUGUCUCUCGAUUCACUGAAGAAUUCGAUCUGACCUCUUUCCCUCCUCUCGAACGCCAAACUGCAAUGGCGGAGAAAGCCGCCCUGAUGGAUAUCAAAUCAGUGGCCGAAACCAAGAAGACUUCUUCCAUCUCCCCCAUUAAAGGUUUCCGGCGCCUCGCUACCUACUACAAGCGCCAUUUCAAUCAACUCGUGAUAUGCAACCUCCGCCAAAUCAGCAACCAUCAUGAUAAUGAAAACAUUGAAGCCGGCUCGAUGUUUUCAACAUAUGGGGCCCGCAUGGCAUCUGAAGCAGAACUCAAACGACAAUCUGAACGAAACCAUCUCGACUAUAUUUUCUACCUUGGUCCUGACGACGAGUCGUCAAUUUGCAAUUCAACUGCAUUCAAAGCAAACAAAUCCACCAGUGCAGUCACAAAAGCUCAUGCUACCGCUGAGCCGCGAUGUCCUGAUGCCCCAACUGUAUGGGCUCAGGUUUAUGUUAUUACGGGAUAUGAAUCUGAAAUUGAACGGAUUAAAGAGAAUACCAAGGCUACUUUGGAAGCAUUCGGUAUUGAAACGGAUGAGGAAUGA
This is a messenger RNA of Talaromyces stipitatus ATCC 10500, 681 nucleotides long. RefSeq lists its product as uncharacterized. The record is from RefSeq and is a predicted model, not a curated record. Bases 1 to 681 code for a protein of 226 amino acids. The transcript has 2 exons. NCBI's taxonomy places the organism in Eukaryota, Fungi, Ascomycota, Eurotiomycetes, Eurotiales, Trichocomaceae.